This is a messenger RNA of Corvus hawaiiensis (hawaiian crow), 1518 nucleotides long. RefSeq names its product ankyrin repeat family A member 2 (gene ANKRA2). The transcript is spliced from 9 exons. Gene Ontology annotation, molecular function: protein binding. Gene Ontology annotation, cellular component: nucleus. NCBI's taxonomy places the organism in Eukaryota, Metazoa, Chordata, Aves, Passeriformes, Corvidae. The coding region runs from base 290 to 1243 and encodes 317 amino acids. The record is from RefSeq and is a predicted model, not a curated record. Gene Ontology annotation, biological process: regulation of gene expression.
CACUUCCGCCCGCGGCGGCGGUGGCCGAGAGCCGCGGUGCGGCCGCGCCCGGGCUCUGGUGUGGCCGCGCCUGUGCCCGCGCCGUGCGAGCGUCCCGCCCUCGGGCCUUGCCUCCCGGACUUUCUCCAGGGCGAGGGGACGUCUCCAGGCGUUCCCGGAGCUGCGCGAAGCCCGGCCCCAUCUGAGACUUCCCGCCGUACUUUGCAGGUUGUUCAAAAUAUUGGGCUUGGCUGGCCAGAAUUGCUCCUGGCUGGAAACAAUGAAGCACCAUUUUGCAUGAAACUUCUACAUGACUGAGAUCAUGGCGUCUUCAACAAACUUAGAUGUCGGGGCUCAGUUAAUUGUGGAAGAAUGCACCACGAGCUACAGCCUUCCACCCAUGCCAGACAUUAAAGUGGAGCAUCAGCUUGACACCAGCACAGAGGAAGGCCCAGCUCAGAGUGUCACCAUGGGGAUGAAAUUCAUUUUGCCCAAUAGAUUUGAUAUGAAUGUCUGCUCACGAUUUGUGAAGUCUUUGAAUGAGGAGGACAGUAAAAAUAUUCAAGAUCAAGUCAACUCUGACCUUGAAGUUGCAUCUGUCUUAUUUAAAGCCGAAUGCAACAGCCACACUUCUCCUUCCCCUGGUAUCCAAGUAAGACAUGUUUAUACUCCUUCAACUACUAAGCAUUUCUCACCAAUAAAACAAUCAACUACACUAACUAACAAACACAGGGGAAAUGAAGUCUCUACAACGCCUCUGCUUGUAAGCUCUUUAUCAGUGCAUCAGCUGGCUGCUCAGGGAGAAAUGUUAUAUUUGGCCACACGUAUUGAACAAGAAAAUUUAAUCAAUCAUAAGGAUGAAGAAGGAUUUACCCCUCUGAUGUGGGCUGCAGCUCAUGGGCAGAUAGCAGUAGUGGAAUUUCUCCUCCAGAAUGGUGCAGAUCCUCAGAUUCUGGGGAAGGGGCGAGAAAGUGCCCUCUCACUGGCCUGCAGUAAAGGAUACACAGAUAUUGUCAAAAUGCUGCUCGACUGUGGAGUUGAUGUCAAUGAGUAUGACUGGAAUGGAGGCACACCCUUGUUAUAUGCAGUACAUGGGAACCAUGUGAAAUGUGUAAAAAUUCUUCUUGAAAGUGGUGCCGAUCCAACUAUCGAAACAGAUGCUGGCUAUAAUUCCAUGGAUUUGGCUGUAGCCUUGGGCUAUCGGAGUGUUCAACAGGUUAUUGAGUCUCAUUUAUUAAAGCUACUUCAAAACAUCAAGGAAUAAUGGUUGGCUCUUCUGCAGGUGCCACUUCUUGGCUUGGAGAUUUGAACUACUGAUUAGCUCUCUAAUCAGUGACAAGAGUUGGUUGUUUUGUAACUUCACAGUUCAACUAUUUGCUGGUUUUAGUUAAGCUUUUUAGUAUUCUUUCUCUUCUUUCACUGUUGUUAAUACAAAUAUACAAUGUCACCCUUUCCUUAAAUACAUUUUAUACAAUUUUAGAGAAGUCAGUUGCUGUGCAUGAAAAGCUUUGUAAAUAAACCCAUUUCUGACCGUGUAAA